This is a messenger RNA of Conger conger (European conger), 1560 nucleotides long. Its product is annotated as muscarinic acetylcholine receptor M1-like. Gene Ontology annotation, molecular function: G protein-coupled serotonin receptor activity; G protein-coupled acetylcholine receptor activity. Gene Ontology annotation, biological process: regulation of locomotion; cognition; saliva secretion. NCBI's taxonomy places the organism in Eukaryota, Metazoa, Chordata, Actinopteri, Anguilliformes, Congridae. The transcript is spliced from 3 exons. The record is from RefSeq and is a predicted model, not a curated record. Gene Ontology annotation, cellular component: dendrite; synapse; plasma membrane. Bases 1 to 1560 code for a protein of 519 amino acids.
AUGGAACUCGAAGUGAUGAAUACAACAAAGAACACGGACACUAUCAAACUAUAUCCCCUGGGGGGUCACUCUGUUUUGGAGAUAGUUGUGAUAAUCCUCAUCACUGGGCCCCUUUCCCUGGUCACCAUCAUCGGUAACUUACUGGUCAUGAUUUCCUUUCGAGUCAACUGUCACUUGCGCACCGUCAACAACUACUUCCUGUUGAGCCUGGCUGUGGCUGACCUGAUCUUGGGGGCCAUCUCAAUGAACCUGUACACCACCUACAUCAUCAUGGGCCGAUGGAUCCUCGGGAACCUGGCCUGUGACAUCUGGCUGGCCAUCGACUACGUAGCCAGCAACGCCUCCGUCAUGAACCUGCUGGUCAUCAGCUUCGACCGCUUCUUCACCGUCACCAGGCCGCUCACCUACAACGCCAAGCGCACGCCACGGCGGGCGGCCAUCAUGAUCGGCCUGGCCUGGGCCAUCUCCUUCGUGCUGUGGGCGCCCGCCAUUCUGUUCUGGCAGUACGUGGUGGGGAAGCGAACGGUGCCCAAAGACCAGUGCUCCAUCCAGUUCCUCUCACAGCCCAUCAUCACGUUUGGCACUGCCAUCGCCGCCUUCUACAUGCCCGUCACCAUCAUGAUCAUCCUGUACUGGCGGGUGUACCGGGAGACCGAGAACCGCACGCGGGAGCUGGCCGGCCUGCUGGGCUCGCCGGGGGGGCACGUGGGCUCAUCGCAGGGGUCCGGGCAGCAGUCGGUUCCCUCCAGGAGUCCCAAGAGCAGCAGCAGCUCCGGCGAGGCGGUGGCGGUGAGCGGCUCGGAAAGACGGGCGUGGCCUCUGUGCGACUGCUUCGCCCUGCGACAUAAAGUGCCCCGGCUGAUGAGGAGGAGGGGCCCGGAGAAGCGCAGCUACCUGGAGGCCAACAGCAACGGCAGCUGGAACGUGGAGGAGGAGGACGAUGACUCCAGCUCCUCCUCGUUCACCGGGGAGGAGCCGGAUCCAGACGAGCGGGAGAUGGGCGCCACGGUUACGCCUGCACGCCCUCUGACGCAGGUGACCGGCGCUCACAGAGAGGCACAGGAAGGCCCGGGGGGCUCCGGAACCUCCAGGGCUAAAGACUCUAGAAGCAGCCAAUCGGGCAGCCAGUCUUCUUUUGGCCGAUCCAAACAGUCGCCGCCCAGCACCCCGAACAGGCCCAAAUCAAAGAAGAGGCGAAGCACGUCCCUCAUCAAGGAGAAGAAGGCCGCCAAGACCCUGAGCGCCAUCUUGCUGGCCUUCAUCGUGACCUGGACGCCCUACAACAUCAUGGUGCUGGUGUCGACGUUCUGCCACCACUGCGUGCCCGAUAAACUCUGGCAGUUGGGCUACUGGCUCUGCUACGUAAACAGCACGGUCAACCCCAUGUGCUACGCUCUCUGCAACGAGUCCUUCCGGGUCACGUUCAAGAUGCUGCUACUCUGCCGCUGGGACAAGAGGAAGUGGCGCAGGCCCCACCACAGGGUCCCGCCAUCCCACAGGCCACACAAGUCCACCACCAACGACACGAAUUCCCCUGCUUCCAAUGACACAAAUGUCUAA